Molecule: messenger RNA, 936 nt
Organism: Ochotona princeps (American pika)
Lineage: Eukaryota; Metazoa; Chordata; Mammalia; Lagomorpha; Ochotonidae
Product: olfactory receptor 8G1-like
Exons: 1
Coding region: 7-936 (309 amino acids)
Biological process (GO): G protein-coupled receptor signaling pathway; sensory perception of smell
Cellular component (GO): membrane
Molecular function (GO): G protein-coupled receptor activity; olfactory receptor activity; odorant binding
Source: RefSeq, a predicted model, not a curated record
CGAACAAUGGCAGCAGGAAAUCACUCCACAGUGAAGGAGUUCAUCCUGGCUGGGCUCUCAGAACAGCCAGAGCUCCAGAUGCCCCUCUUCCUCCUCUUCCUGGGAAUAUACUCGGUCACCGUGGUCGGCAACAUGGGCAUGAUCAUAUUGAUUGGGCUCAGCUCUCACCUGCACACUCCCAUGUACUAUUUCCUCUGCAGUCUGUCCUUCAUUGACCUCUGCCAAUCCACUGUCAUUAUCCCUAAAAUGCUGGUCAACUUUGUGGCAGAGCAAAACAUCAUCUCCUAUCCAGAAUGCAUGACUCAGCUCUACUUCUUCCUGGUUUUUGCUAAUGCAGAGUGUUACAUGCUGGGUGCAAUGGCAUAUGACCGCUAUGUUGCCAUCUGUAACCCCUUGCUUUACAGUGUCAGCAUGUCUCAUCAGGUCUGUGUUUCCCUGAUUCUAGGAGUGUACACUAUAGGUGUGAUUUAUGCAGCAAUUCACACAGGCUACAUGCUUAAAGUUUAUUUUUGCCAUCUCGAUGUGAUCAACCAUUACUUCUGUGAUCUUCUCCCACUCCUACAGCUUUCCUGUUCCAGUACCUUUAUCAAUGAAUUAUUGAUCCUGUGUAUUGGUUCACUUAACGUUUUCAUCCCUAUCCUGGCCAUCCUUAGUUCCUACACCUUCAUCAUUGGCAGCAUCCUCCGUAUUCACUCCACUGAGGGCAAGGUCAAAGCCUUUAGCACUUGCAGCUCCCACAUAAUGACGGUUGUGAUCUUCUAUGGCUCUGCAGCAUUUAUGUACCUGCAGCCAUCAUCUGUCAACUCCAUGGACCAAAGCAAAGUGUCUUCUGUGUUUUAUACAAUUGUUGUGCCUAUGUUGAACCCCCUCAUUUACAGCCUUCGCAAUAAGGAUGUCAGUGUCGCUUUAAGGAAAAUAAUAAUGAAAGUAUUCUAA